AUGCAAUUUCCAGUCUCGGGGUUGUUCCUUAUGGUGGUGUCAGCCUUCGUGGCCCGGGCAUCCCCCGUCCAAACUGCUGUGCCCCAGCCCGGGGUGUUCCCACGGGAUACCAGUCCCACGACUACGGCGACGAACUCGCAGACCACCACAGCGACCACCACCACAGCCACUGAAUUCGAAUUGACUUUGAGCCUGGAUUUGCCCUCCGACACAUGUACGCCCACCAUAAAGCCCGACAAGUAUGGCUGGGUACCGGCCUCGGAGUGUGAUGCCUUGUACCUCUACUACCCGUCUUUUGGAGCCGCAAUCGCUGCCGCCGCGAUUUUCGGGAUCCUGUUCAUCGCCCACUUGGUGCAGGCGACUAUGUACAAGGCGGGCUUUGCCUGGGUCAUGCUCAUGGGGGUCUCGUGGGAGACCGUAGCUUACGGAGUCCGCGCCUUCAGCACUCACAAUCAGCAGAAUGAACCUGUCGUGACUGUCGCCCAGAUGUUUAUUCUUUUGGCUCCAUUAUGGGUCAACGCAUUCGACUAUAUGGUUCUAGCAAGGAUGAUCCAUUUCUUCGUCCCCGAGCGUCGCCUUGGCAUGUUCAAGCCAUCCUUGCUAGCCAAGUCUUUCGUCUUGCUUGACUUCGCAUCCUUUGUUGUUCAAAUGAUCGGUGGCUUGAUGGCCACUGGUACGGACGAGCAGCAAAUGAACGGCAUCCACAUCUACAUGGGCGGCAUAGGCAUCCAGGAGUUCUUCAUCUUGUGCUUCUUGGUGCUGGCUGUGCAGUUCCAGCGAUUGAUGCUGCAACUGGAGAAGGCUGGCCGAUUGCCUGUCGAGAAGCAUAAUUGGCGUCGAUUGCUAUAUGCCCUGUAUGGAAGUCUAAUCGCCAUUACUGUGCGCAUUAUAUACCGCUUGGUUGAAUUUUCCUCCGGUUAUGGGGAAUCAAAUCCCAUCCCAUACCAUGAAUGGUAUAUGUAUGUGUUUGACGGUAUCCCUAUGGCCUUGGCUAUCCUUAUCUGGAACUUUGCCCCGCCGGGUGCCGUGUUGCAGGGUCCAGAUGCAAAAAUGCCAUCUAGUGGGAUCGGAAGGUGGCUCUGCUGUUACGGCUGUGUUUGUUGCUGUCGAAGCUGCCGGAAGAGGGCCAAGGGAAAGAAGGAUAUGCAACGACUACCUGAUAGCGAUAUAUAUGGCCAUGGGGUGCCACUUCAGAGCCGGGAGCCAUCCCCCUACCGGGAUAGUCAAUACACAACCCGUCGUUGA
This is a messenger RNA of Penicillium verrucosum, 1245 nucleotides long. Its product is annotated as RTA1 domain-containing protein. Gene Ontology annotation, cellular component: membrane. The transcript is spliced from 2 exons. The record is from RefSeq and is a predicted model, not a curated record. Bases 1 to 1245 code for a protein of 414 amino acids. NCBI's taxonomy places the organism in Eukaryota, Fungi, Ascomycota, Eurotiomycetes, Eurotiales, Aspergillaceae.